AUGUUCUUCACCAACAGGAUGUGGAAUAAUGUACCUGAAGCUAGAGGCAUAUCAACACUCUCCAAACUAAGCUUAAAAUCCGGUGAUUGCCAUAAACAGAGUGUUUUGGACUAUGGUAACAACACUAUUGGGAUAUUAGAUAAGUCCAUUUCAAAUUUAGAGAUGGAAUUAGUAGCUGCUAGAGCUGAACGUGAGUCUUUAUCCGGAGAAGCCAAGAAACGAAAAUACUUCAUGGUUAUCGGUAUUAACACGGCGUUUAGUAGCCGUAAGAGACGUGACUCGGUCCGGUCAACAUGGAUGCCACAAGGAGAGAAGCUUAAGAAACUGGAGGACGAGAAAGGCAUCAUUGUUCGCUUUGUUAUAGGACAUAGUAUGUUAUCUCACGGGAUUCAAGAGAAAGCUAUCGAAGCAGAGAAGCAAACACAUGGAGAUUUCUUGAGACUGGAACAUACCGAAGGAUACAUGGAGUUAUCAGCCAAGACAAAGACUUUCUUCGCUACAGCUGUUUCCUUGUGGGACGCAGAAUUCUACAUCAAAGUCGACGAUGACGUUCAUGUGAAUCUUGCUACUCUGAAGAAGACUUUAUCGGUGCACCGGAGCAAGCCUAGGGUUUAUGUAGGUUGCAUGAAGUCCGGUCCCGUCCUAGCCAGACAGGGUGUGAAGUAUCAUGAACCGGAGUAUUGGAAGUUUGGAGAGAUCGGGAACAAGUAUUUCCGCCAUGCAACAGGACAUUUUUACGCCAUUUCUAAGGAUCUAGCUACUUACAUAUUGAUAAACCAGAACUUACUGCAUAAAUAUGCGAAUGAGGAUGUUUCGUUGGGAUCUUGGUUCAUUGGAUUGAACGUGGAACAUGUUGAUGACAGACGACUCUGCUGCAGUACUUCUCCUCAUGAUUGUGAGCUAAAAGCAUUGAUGGGGAGUGUUUGUGCGGCUUCGUUCGAUUGGAAGUGCAGCGGAAUCUGUCGGUCAGCUGAGAGAAUGGCCGAUGUUCACGAACGUUGUGGCGAACCUGAAAAUGCGUUAUGGACAUCAAACUCUUAA
Molecule: messenger RNA, 1041 nt
Organism: Microthlaspi erraticum
Lineage: Eukaryota; Viridiplantae; Streptophyta; Magnoliopsida; Brassicales; Brassicaceae
Source: the annotation of a GenBank genome assembly